AUGUUAUCGCAGGUUCCUAAUCAGCUUUCCUUCAGUGCCCAUCCAACUAACACAAUCUCCGACGAUUCUCUCGCCCUUCCUCCGUCUGAAAUCGGGAGUCCCCGGAAAGUGGGCAGCAAAAUUCCCGGUGAGACUGUGAGUCGAGAGGCCGAAUGGUUGCAAGGCUUAUUUGGAAGGUACUUCGAUUCGCAACCUUAUUCAGAUGUUACCUUGUACCUCGGUCCUCGAAAAGUCAAGAUCCAUGCCCAUUACGAGAUUCUGAACAUGUUGACUCCCUACUUCGACAAGGCUCGUAGAGGAGGUUUCAAAGAGGGAGUAACCAACGAGUUUUACUUUACUGAGCACAACCCGCACGCUCUCUAUCGCAUGUUGCAGUACAUUUAUACGUCGGACUAUUCACAGGUGGUAAACCAGUUGAAUGAUGCAGCUUAUGAUCCGGAAUUGCUCAUGCACACGCAGGUCUACAUUCUUGCAGACUACUUCGAUGUUAUUGGUCUGAGAGGGCUCGCCUUUAUAAGAUUUGCUAGAGUGGCCUUGGUCCACUGGGAGCGCGAUUCGCAAGUCGAAUCAAUCGAUUUCACCCACAGCUACUCGGAUACGAGGAGGAGGAUUAUACCUGCAUUCACAGACUACGUGGUCGAACAGCAUAAAAAGGCGGGCUUUGGAGAUUUCCUUGAUCAACAUGAUGGGUUUGUACAGAUUGUUGUUGAAUUGAUGUUUGAAUUUAGGAAACCGGAUCUAUUUCCUAUCUGA
Molecule: messenger RNA, 753 nt
Organism: Paracoccidioides brasiliensis Pb18
Exons: 3
Coding region: 1-753 (250 amino acids)
Molecular function (GO): protein binding
Source: RefSeq, a predicted model, not a curated record